CUUAUUCUAUCCCACCAAACCUCCCAAGUCGACAGUUCGCGCUCCCAUACAAACCUUCAGGCCUUGCUACAUUGCAUCAACUACCGGAACACCACGUCUACCUGGAGCUUUACGACUCCAUUAGCCCGCAAUGGUAUACAACGACAGCGAUAACCCCAAACCCGACCGGGGAUUCCAAGACGCUACUCCCCAAUCCGACAGCGAUCGCUAUGACGAAUUCAAGGAGCCUCCGAACCUGAGAAGGUUUGAAGGGACAUACCUCCCAAGGCCAUUCAUAGGGGCGCGGAUUCUAGGGCUCAACGAUGCGAAGGUAGCUUCAUCCGUCGACCAAGCCAUCGUCAGUGCUCAGAAAACCCUCGGAAGGCCGCCAACAGAAGAGGAAGCUUCCGCCUUGGCAUAUUGGGCAGCGAAACAUUUGUCGUUAUUCUCAUAUGGACCCGUCGCUGGGUUUGCUGGUGGGAUGAUGCAAGCGUACAGAACAGCACCGUCGUUCAAAUUUCCAUUCGUCAAGCCCAAUCCCGAGACGUUCAACCCCAAAGUCUUUCCAUCUGCUAGACUCGCCUUGGUGACGGGCGUGGAGGCCAUUCCUUUUUGGCACGUAGCGAGGGUGUCUGCAUAUAGCACUGUUGGGAUGCUUGUUGGGACAAUGGUGUUUGGUGUCUACUCUUCCUCCGUGGCGACAGUUGGUAUGGUCGCGGAUCCAAGGUUAAAGGAUUUUUUGGCACAUGUCAAGUCAAAGGCAGAAAAUGCCCCCGGUUCAGCGCGGGGCCGUUCACAACAACCAGUGCCACCAGUUCCUUACGGGAAUCAAACGAGGCCAAUAGAGCAGGUCAUCGGAGAUGACGCCAGCCCCAAUAGCGACUCAUACUGGGGGACAAGCAACGAAGAGGGCCCAGUGGACGGGGGACUUCUAGGUGCGGAUACUGCGAGAGAGUCACAAGUCCCAGCACAACGUCCCGUAGGUGCCGCACCUCAAAGACGUGCUCAGCCUGCACCUGCUGCAGAGAAAGAACCGUCAUAUUUUGAUGAUGCAUCUCCAACCGGCGGCGUGGGAGUUACAGAUGAGAUGCCGUCGGGCGGAUCAGCUUGGGAGCGCCUUCGGCAGCAAGGGUCCUCAUCACAAUCUAGUCGGCAGCCUCGAGCUGAUGCCCCUGCUCAAAAUGGAUGGGGUAAUGGUGCCGAUACGGCCAGUAGCUCCCAGGCAUCAGAGGGACGCCAGAUGUCUGCUAGGGAGGUUGCUCAGCGAGAGUUCGACGAGCAGAUUGAACGGGAGAGACAGGGUGGAAGCUUUAACAGUAGGGGAUAAGACGCGACAUUGUGGCAAUAUGUAAUACUAUAACUGCACAAAAUAAGACGCCUAUCUUGUACAGUACUUUCGUGGGAUUUUCAGUGAAGAUUCGAGUUCAAAUUCAUAUUGCUAGCACGUUGACAAGGCAUUGGCGAUGGUGGACCUAUCACGACGUCACUGCCAACGGCUGCUUCUUUCAAGUAAUAUUCCCCGCGGCCACUCUAUCAUACACAGCCUUAUAUUACGGAAUGAAAGGUAGGAGUUACUAGUGUAUGGCCUGCUUAGCUGAGAAAUACGAUACAAUGGACAAUGUGCCGGGGAUCAGCAGAAUACAACGCCCUAUUACGGACGCCCAUCUUAAAGCCCCUGGGCGUGGCUUGUCUACCAAGAGCAGACAGUGGGACUCUACUUCAAUGAUGCUGAGAUCACUGCCACAUUAGCUAUAGCGGCUUUAUCAUUACACGUGGUUCUCACCCAGCUAGCUAUACAGUACGGCGCAAUAAGUUUCCGUACAUACGGAAACUUACAUCGCGGUACCAUACACUGUACUCUAUCUAUAACUAUGAGAGACAAGAUGCAUUAAGUGGUUUUACAUGGUUUAACGAUCGUCCGUAUAUCAUUCGUGGCGUCAGCCAUGUUGUGUUGGCGAACUAAGUGGGCAAUAGGCCCGGGCCGUGUCUUUAACUAAUAAAACGCAGUGGGCACCACCCACCCCCUAUUACAGAAUGCUUUGGCUCAAGGAACAAACCCAGAAAUAGUCAGACAAAAUGUAUAUAAGCACAUCCCGCCUAUGGGCAGAAAUGUUGAGCAGAGA
Pseudogymnoascus verrucosus is the source of this 2102-nucleotide messenger RNA. RefSeq lists its product as uncharacterized. Bases 131 to 1306 code for a protein of 391 amino acids. The transcript has a single exon. NCBI's taxonomy places the organism in Eukaryota, Fungi, Ascomycota, Leotiomycetes, Thelebolales, Thelebolaceae. The record is from RefSeq and is a predicted model, not a curated record.